AUUACUAUUAUACUCUUUGGACUAAUUUUUAUCCUACGGGGACGCGGGCGAAGCCGCUGGCAGAAACUAGUUCGAUUAUAAUAACGAUAAAGGAGUGCACACGGUUCUUAUCUUAUCAUUUUUCUUUUUGAGAAUAUCGUUAGUUGUUUAUGAGCGAGCGACCGUGAACAGACAUCAGUAUCAUAAUUUGAUUCAGUCGCCUAGCUCGUCGCGGUCUGUGUCGCACGACUGUUCGCGAGAGUUGUUUCAUUUUAUUAAGUGUUUUAGUGUAUAUCCUCAAGAAUCAUGUCUUCUGAUACCCCAAGAGUAUUAUCUAUUCAAAGCCAUGUAGUACAUGGCUAUGUUGGUAACAAAAGUGCUGUUUUUCCAUUACAGGUGUUAGGUUUUGAAGUAGAUUUCAUAAAUACUGUCCAAUUCUCAACACACACUGCCUACAAACAUAUAAAAGGACAAAGCUUAAAAAAUGAAGAGUUGGAUGAGCUCAUAGAUGGGUUGACUAUGAACGAAGUAGAUUAUUACACUCAUUUCCUAACUGGCUACUCAAGAUCACCUGAUUCAUUGAAGAAAAUUGUAGAAAUUCUUAAAAAGUUAAGGGAAAAGAAUCCUAAGCUAAACUAUGUAUGUGAUCCUGUAAUGGGUGACAAUGGAAAAAUGUACGUGCCUGAAGAUAUUCUCCCAGUAUACCGCGACAUUGUGGUUCCAUUGGCUGACGUCAUCACGCCAAACCAGUUUGAGGCAGAACUGAUCACAGGAAUGAAGAUGAACAGCCUACAAGACGCUUUGAAGAUAAUUGAAGCUCUGCACGAGAAGGGACCUAAGACUGUUGUUCUGUCGAGCACAGAACUUGGAGAUGAGAACUGUAUGAUUGGAAUUGCUAGCACAGCGGGAGUUCAGUUUCAAAUUAAUAUUCCGAAGGUGGACGCCACAUUUACGGGGACUGGUGACUUGUUUGCAUCACUCUUCCUAGCAUGGUGGCACAAGACCAAUAACAACUUAAAACUGACGCUUGAAAACACGAUAUCUACGCUACAGAUUAUUGUCAAAGAUACAUAUCAGAAAGCUAGAGACGUUCAACCCACUGGCAAGAUUCCACCACAACUGAGAGAGUUGCGCAUCAUUCAGAAUAAGAACUUCAUUGAAAACCCAAAGAUCACCAUCAACGCAAUAGAGCUAAGUCCUAAAUGAGUCGAUAUUAGUUCAUUUCUAGCAAAUAUAGGAUGACUAUCCUUACUAAAAUUAUAAAUGGAAAAGUGAGUUUGUUUGUUUGUUCCGCUUUCACGCCGUAACUACUAAACCGAUUGC
Spodoptera litura is the source of this 1302-nucleotide messenger RNA. RefSeq names its product pyridoxal kinase (gene Pdxk). Gene Ontology annotation, molecular function: pyridoxal kinase activity. The record is from RefSeq and is a predicted model, not a curated record. Gene Ontology annotation, biological process: pyridoxal 5'-phosphate salvage. Gene Ontology annotation, cellular component: cytosol. Lineage: Eukaryota; Metazoa; Arthropoda; Insecta; Lepidoptera; Noctuidae.